This is a messenger RNA of Ctenopharyngodon idella (grass carp), 1396 nucleotides long. RefSeq lists its product as uncharacterized. NCBI's taxonomy places the organism in Eukaryota, Metazoa, Chordata, Actinopteri, Cypriniformes, Xenocyprididae. The record is from RefSeq and is a predicted model, not a curated record. Bases 161 to 610 code for a protein of 149 amino acids. The transcript is spliced from 5 exons.
CCCGCUGCCUGAACUGAGUGGCACGGCCCUACCGAGAUCUGUCUCAGUCUGAUCUGGAAUCAGUCAGCUGGAUGUCACUCCCAGUGUUUCUAAGAGUACAGGGGGAAAAUCACAGAUGAAGACCGGAUGAAUACAGUUGUGCUGUAAAAAUGCCUUUAGAAUGACGGAACAAAACAUGAUGCUGGAAAAUGAGCUGAUCCAGGAUGACUGCCAUCUAAAAUGCAAGCAAUACCUCAUCAGUUUGUUUGAUGAAUCGACUGCAGAGUAUUUCCUCAGCCCUUCCUCUUGCUCAAAGGAAAUACCCCCUUGGUUUUCCCAGCUAAAAGACGACAUGAAAGAUCACAUGAGUGCUGUUGCCCUGUGGGAUGCUCUGCGACAACGCACUGCACAGAUACUGCAAGAAUCAAACACUGAACCCUCAAUGGUGAUCACUAAUCAGAUUGCGAGAAGGGUGACAGACUGGAAGACACUAAUGAAAAAGGACCAUCUGAUGCACCUAGCAGGGGUGAAAUACAUGUUCCGCUGUGCUCAGCAUAACCAGGACAUCUCUGCCCUCCUUCUACAACACAAUCCUCUUUUUGACUAUGGGAUAAAUAAUGGACUGAAUUGAUUUUUGACCAUAAUGCUGAAUCAACCAAAUAAGCACAUAUUGGACUAUGGAAAGCAGGGAUAUGCUCAAUUUUGGACACAGACAAACUUUACUAACUAAUUUACAGCCUUUUCCAGAACUUACUGUUCUAUUGUCCCAUUAGAGACUUGCACAGGCUUGAUACAGUAAAUGAGCCAGUUAAUGUGGUGCACUGCAGUUAGGCUUUGUACUUGCCCAUCACUACCAUAGGGGGGCAGCAAAUUGUAAAUUUGUCUUUUAGUCUCAGUGCUGAAAUAAUUCUUUUUUGUUGCACAUAGCAUCUCUAAUGGGACAACAAAAGAAAAGUAAGCUUUUCCCUUGUGAAUCUAUCACUUUGGGACGCAACCCACCAGCUGAAACCCAUGCUUCAGAUUCUGAAACCCUAAAAUUAUAGAGAAAACAUUGUUGAAUACUACUAGACUACAUGCCUAACCCCUUAAUUAGAAAACAACCAACAAUUCAGCAUGACCAUUGCAACCUUCCAUUUUUACUACUAUGUUGUGUUGGCAUAUUUAUAAGUAUAAAGAUCUGAAUAUACAAUUUUGACAGAUUUUUCUUUGUUUAGCCUACAGGAAGAAGGCCCUGGAUUUGUAAUGUUUGGAUACUCUGCAAUCAUACUGAAGCAUUAGUUUAGAAUAGUUUUUCCAUCAUCUAAUCGAAGUUGCCUCAUAUGUAUGUCUCUAGUCAUAACCUGCCUUAGGCUACAAUGAAAACUGAAUGUGUUUCAUCUCAGAUGGGAAGGUUUGCAAUAAACACAGAGUGAAGUAA